This is a messenger RNA of Peromyscus leucopus (white-footed mouse), 1981 nucleotides long. It is a transcript of the gene Slc22a1, whose product is annotated as solute carrier family 22 member 1. Gene Ontology annotation, biological process: transmembrane transport. Gene Ontology annotation, cellular component: membrane. The coding region runs from base 169 to 1839 and encodes 556 amino acids. The transcript has 11 exons. Lineage: Eukaryota; Metazoa; Chordata; Mammalia; Rodentia; Cricetidae. The record is from RefSeq and is a predicted model, not a curated record.
AGGGGGCAAAAGGUUAUUUCUGGUUGGUUGCCUUCCAGAUGUAUCAUGCUUGGACAGCAACUUGAUUUCAAACCACCUGAGUUCCAAGGACUUUAAAUGAGACGCCGUAUGAAACCCUGUGGCAGUCCAGAGCAGGUCUGGCUUAAUUGGUAAGGGUGCUACCCAGCCAUGCCCACCGUGGACGAUGUCCUGGAGCAGGUUGGAGAGUUUGGCUGGUUCCAGAAGCAAGCCUUCCUGUUGCUGUGCCUCAUCUCAGCUUCCUUAGCUCCCAUCUAUGUGGGCAUCAUCUUCCUGGGCUUCACUCCUGAUCAUUAUUGCCAGAGUCCUGGGGUGGCCGAGCUGAGCCAGCGAUGUGGCUGGAGCCUAGCAGAGGAGAUGAACUACACCGUGCCGGGCCUGGGGUCUGCGGACGAGGCCUCCUUCCUCAGCCAGUGCAUGCAGUAUGAGGUGGACUGGAACCAGAGCACCCUUGGCUGCGUGGACCCACUGUCCAGCCUGGCCGCCAACAGGAGCCACUUGCCACUGAGGCCCUGCCGGCAUGGCUGGGUGUACGACACUCCCGGCUCCUCCAUCGUCACGGAGUUUAACCUGGUGUGUGGAGACUCCUGGAAGGUCGACCUUUUCCAGUCCUGUGUGAACCUGGGCUUCUUCCUCGGCUCCCUGGUUGUGGGUUACAUCGCAGACAGGUUUGGCCGUAAGCUGUGCCUCAUGGGAACCACUCUGGUCACCUCCCUGUCAGGCGUGCUGACGGCUGUGGCCCCAGACUACACGUCCAUGCUGCUCUUUCGCCUGCUGCAGGGCAUGGUCAGCAAGGGCAGCUGGGUGUCCGGCUACACCCUGAUCACGGAGUUUGUCGGUUCCGAGUACAGAAGAACGACGGCGAUCCUGUACCAGAUGGCGUUCACGGUGGGGCUGGUGGCGCUCGCCGGCGUGGCCUACGCCAUUCCGCACUGGCGCUGGCUCCAGCUGGCGGUCUCCCUGCCCACCUUCCUCUUCUUGCUGUAUUACUGGUGUGUGCCGGAGUCCCCUCGAUGGCUGUUGUCCCAGAAGAGAACCACCCAAGCAGUAAGGGUUAUGGAGCAAAUUGCUCAGAAGAACGGGAAGUUGCCCCCGGCCGACCUGAAGAUGCUCUGCGUGGAGGAAGACAUCUCAGAAAAGCAGAGUCCUUCAUUUGCAGACCUGUUUCGCACUCCCAACCUGAGGAAGCACACCCUCAUCCUCAUGUAUCUAUGGUUCUCGUGUGCGGUGCUGUACCAGGGCCUCAUCAUGCAUGUGGGGGCCACAGGUGGGAACCUCUACCUAGACUUCCUUUACUCUUCCCUGGUGGAAUUCCCUGCGGCCUUCAUCAUCCUCGCCACCAUUGACCGCAUUGGCCGCAUCUACCCAAUGGCUGUGUCAAAUCUGGUGGCAGGAGCAGCCUGCCUCAUCAUGAUUUUUAUUCCACAAGAGCUGCACUGGUUGAAUGUCACCCUUGCUUGCCUGGGUCGUAUGGGAGCCACCAUCAUAUUGCAGAUGGUCUGCCUGGUGAACGCUGAGCUGUACCCUACAUUUGUCAGGAAUCUUGCGAUGAUGGUGUGCUCUGCCCUGUGUGACCUGGGUGGGAUCUUCACCCCCUUCAUGGUGUUUAGGCUGAUGGAAGUUUGGCAAGCCUUGCCCCUCAUUCUGUUUGGAGUUUUGGGCCUGAGUGCUGGGGUCAUGACAUUCCUUCUUCCAGAGACCAAGGGUGUGGCUUUGCCUGAGACCGUUGAAGAAGCAGAGAACCUACGGAGGAGGAAAUCAAAGCCCAAAGAAAACACGAUUUAUCUUCAGGUCCAAACAGGCAAAUCCCCAGGUCCCUGACAAGGACAUCAUGCCAGAAGCUGAGUAGCAAAGAGGAAGGGGGACUCACCACUUGGAGAACUCCCAGAAGCCUUUGCCUUCCCUUAUCUUCUAUGUCUCCAGUUUCCAAUGACCAUCAACCCUAAAGAGUUUCCUGAAAUCA